Trichomonas vaginalis G3 is the source of this 446-nucleotide messenger RNA. RefSeq lists its product as uncharacterized. The transcript has a single exon. Lineage: Eukaryota; Parabasalia; Trichomonadida; Trichomonadidae. The record is from RefSeq and is a predicted model, not a curated record. The annotation marks the transcript as partial.
AUGUUGAACGAAAGUCUUACAAACCCAUUGUUCGGAAAAGGCAAGUGCAACAUUGUCAGAGCUGUAAACAUUCUUUUCGAGAAAGGUUUGUUGGAACCAAUUCCAGAUGACAAGCUGACAGAAACUUUUGUACCAAAAGACGAAACAAACUUUUCAUUGUUAGCAAGACCAAAAGUUGUUCCAGACAAAGUUCUAGUACAAAAGAAGUACACAAUUCCACAAGGAGUUGGAUUGUUCGGAUACCAACCUGAACCAGAAGAACUUCCAAUGAGGUUGCAAGAACUUCAAGAUGCUAUAAACAAACUUCCAUUGAGACAUCCAAUUGACGUCAAAUUGUAUUGGAGAGCAUCUGAGUUAGGUCAGAAGGUUUUAUAUGAAACAGGUUGCUUCGACGAUGUUUAUGAGAUAACAGGAGAAGUUUCUCAGAAGAUAAGAGACUCACUUGA